AUGUCUAUUUCAAAUCCCCCUCAAAAUAAAUUAAGGGUAAUAGUGACCAUAUCUCUUGGAUUUUGCAUUGGUUUUAAUGACGCUGCUCCAGGUGCCCUCUUACCUCAUAUGGAAGAUUACUACAAUAUCAGCUAUUCUAUAGCUUCAUUGAUUUGGGUUAGUUCUGCAAUGGGGUUUGUGUUUGUUGCAUGCCUUUCUCAUAAAAUUGAAGGUCUUGGAAAGAAGAAUUCUCUCUCCUUGGGUUGUGCUCUUACUAUUAUCUGCUAUAUCAUUGUCUCUACUGGAACCAAAUACCCUGCUAUAGUAGUUGCCUACUUCUUUGCUGGCGCGGGAAAUGCUCUUCUAGUUGCUCAAUGCAAUAUAUUCAUUUCACGAUUUGACAAAGUUUCAACCUACCUUUCAUUUUUUCAUGGCUCGUAUGGAACCGGUGCCACUAUUUCUCCUUUAGUUGCUACUACUGCCAUCGCCAGAGGUGUCAAAUGGCACUACUUUUAUCUAAUCCUCAUGGGAAUUAUGAUACCCCAUAUGUUGACUGUUUAUUAUUCAUUCAGAGGUUCAGAGAAAGACUUGAAACCUUGGGACAAAGAUCAAACAGACAAAAGUAAAGAUAAUACUUCUUCGGUUGACACAGAAAAUGAUUCGGAAAAGUUCCCACCCAAAGAACAAAGCUUGAUGAUUCUUGCACUUAAAGAUCCUAUAACUUGGCAGAUUGCAUUCUUCGUUUUAUUCUACCAAGGUGCUGAAGUAGCAAUGGGAGGUUGGAUUGUUUCCUUUUUCCUUGAUUAUCGAAAUGCAAAUCCCAAAUAUGCUGGUUAUACUGCUUCUGGCUUUUGGGGAGGCUUAACAAUUGGUAGGCUAUGUUUAACUAUACCAUUGCACAAAGCACUUGGAGCUAGAAAGGGUGUGAUAAUAGCCUCAAUAGCAUCCAUGAUUUUGGUCAGUCUUGUGUGGAUUAUUCCUCACAUCAUAGUAGAGGCAGUUUUGAUAGCUUUAGCAGGCAUUUUUAUUGGCCCGAAUUAUCCAUUGCUUGUCACCUAUACUGCCCAUGACGGACUAAUUCCUAGAAAAAUCCAGGUAGUUGCUCUUACUAUCAUGUCAGCUUUUGGUAAUUCAGGAGGUGCCAUUUUCCCUUUCGUUGUGGGUUUAAUUUCGCAAACAGCUGGAACAUAUGUCGUUUUGCCAGUAUUUAUUGGUUUAUACAUUUUGAUGUUUUUUAUUUGGAUAAGUCUCCCAAACAUGGAGAGGCGUUCAUCAUCUAAAUCCAAUAACAUGUUGCAACGCAUUUGGGAGAGAAUUUGGUGA
Molecule: messenger RNA, 1302 nt
Organism: Scheffersomyces stipitis CBS 6054
Lineage: Eukaryota; Fungi; Ascomycota; Pichiomycetes; Serinales; Debaryomycetaceae
Exons: 1
Coding region: 1-1302 (433 amino acids)
Biological process (GO): transmembrane transport
Cellular component (GO): membrane
Molecular function (GO): transmembrane transporter activity
Source: RefSeq, a predicted model, not a curated record